GAGGGCUUCACUUAACUCCCCUUGUUCCGUGUGGUCGGAGCCAGUUACAUUUGCUUGCUGUUUUGUGGCUUUACUUCUACGCUGACUUUACUCAUUUGGGAAAAUCAUUCGGUAUUUUCACAUUUGCAAGAGAAAGUAGUGACUGAGAGACAAGGUCAGUUUCAUUUUAGCCAUGUCAAACUGCUCAGCAGUCCCCACAGCUUUACCGCAGUGGGACGGGGGCUCUAGGAAAAUUCGUUUCAUUUACUUGGUAAGUUUAACAUCGUUCAGGCUGAAGAAAUGCCCCAGCCAGGGUUCAGUGAUUCCACUUUAUUUGGGAGCUGACAUCCUCUCUAACACUGACAUCCGGAUAGAGAACCAUCCUAGGUACCAUGCCAAGUUUGCCAAGAGAGGACUUGCCACAAAGAUAAACUUUUCAUCAGCAUUCAGGUUCCAAGGCUUAAAGGUGCCUGCUGCAAAUAACAGCCUGUGGUUUUACAGUGUCCAAGGACUUUUUCGAGUAGCCUUUGAAAUGUACAAUAAGCAAGAUCAGCUUGCAGUGCUAGAUAACUUCCAAGACAUUUGGAAAUCACAGAUGAGUGAUGAUCCACUGAACACAACUUAUAGCCUCAGUGUGCAGCUUGACUUUCCCCAUGAGUCUGAUUCAAAAUCAACGAGGGAAUCGCAGCAAAACUGUAAGGUUGAUAGUAAAAUGAUGGAUUCAUGUGUCAGUGAAACAACUGAUAGAUCAGAAGAUCACGAUUAUUGCUCUUAUUCGAAGCAAAGCCUACCAACUGAGCAAAACCAACGAAUUGUAUCCAUGGUAAGAGAAAAGCUGAACAGAUUGGAUGACCAGCUCUCCUCUCAGCCUCAAAGAUGUACGGAACGACUAAAGACUAUCUUGAUGCUUUUGGAGAACAUUGAUCAUUACAUGAAUGGUAAUCUAGAAGAAAAGGAUGCAGCUGAAACGGUGUUAGCCCUGUUAAAGGCUGAAGAUUGGGCAAAAGACUGUGUGUAUACUAGUUACCUUCUUACGUGCAUAGGGCGUUGGCUUGGCCAGAAGUUUUACGCAGCCAAUAGCAGCAUCAGCCAGAGAGUGGAAGACUUUAAACUUCAGCAUAUAGAGCGAAUAAGUGACUUGCCACCAGCGGAGGAACUGGCAACUGAACUAUUCCCUGAAGCCAUGCAAGCACUGCUGCUUAAUUGGAUGGGCCUUUGUGAGGAGUCAACCCUAGAAAAGAGACGCAGCGAGUACCCCAUUCUGCUCCUUAUACUGGAGUUUGCAAACCAUAACCUUAUCACUGGUGUAGCGCAUGUGCUGUACUCAAGUCUGAUAUGUAAAUGAGUUGAUUUCCUUUCAGGUAACAAUAGGUGCUUUUUCAUUAGAUUAAACCAGCCAGACAGGGACCUUUUAAAGCACCACUAUGUAACUUUUCCACCUUAAUAUCAUAUUUCCAGAGUCAUUGUGAUGGUACAUCCACUUCCAACAGGUUUAAUGAACCUCUGUCAUGGUCUGAGGGGUCUGUAUCGCCUUCACUGGCACUAUGUAACUUUGAGGAGCAUGGUAGGAACCCUUCCACACU
Cololabis saira (Pacific saury) is the source of this 1562-nucleotide messenger RNA. RefSeq lists its product as uncharacterized. Lineage: Eukaryota; Metazoa; Chordata; Actinopteri; Beloniformes; Belonidae. The record is from RefSeq and is a predicted model, not a curated record. Bases 173 to 1324 code for a protein of 383 amino acids. The transcript has 4 exons.